Olea europaea var. sylvestris is the source of this 1095-nucleotide messenger RNA. Its product is annotated as ras-related protein Rab11D. NCBI's taxonomy places the organism in Eukaryota, Viridiplantae, Streptophyta, Magnoliopsida, Lamiales, Oleaceae. The coding region runs from base 130 to 810 and encodes 226 amino acids. The transcript is spliced from 2 exons. Gene Ontology annotation, molecular function: GTP binding; GTPase activity. The record is from RefSeq and is a predicted model, not a curated record. Gene Ontology annotation, cellular component: endosome.
CUUUUCUAAGAGCCAAGUUGGACUCUUACUACAAUUCAUUCCGUCUCUUCCGUUCUGUGUCUCAUUUCCAUAUCAUUCUCCGGUUCUCUAGACGCACAUCUCAAAGCGAUAAAGAAAAAGGAAGUGAAAAUGGCAAGUAACGGAGGUGGGUAUGGAGAUGCAAGCCAGAAAAUAGACUAUGUUUUCAAGGUGGUGCUGAUUGGUGACUCGGCAGUGGGAAAGUCUCAAAUACUGUCCCGUUUUGCACGAAAUGAGUUUAGUUUGGAUUCCAAGUCCACCAUCGGCGUCGAGUUCCAGACCCGGACGCUUGUAAUCCAGCACAAGUCCGUUAAAGCCCAGAUCUGGGACACCGCCGGCCAAGAACGAUACAGAGCUGUCACAAGUGCAUAUUAUAGGGGAGCUGUUGGGGCUAUGUUGGUUUAUGACAUAACUAAACGCCAAACAUUUGACCACAUACCCCGUUGGCUAGAAGAGUUGCGCGCGCAUGCAGACAAGAACAUUGUUAUCAUUCUCAUUGGGAACAAAAGUGACCUUGAAGACCAGCGCGUGGUGCCCACCGAGGAUGCCAAGGAAUUUGCUCAGACGGAAGGACUUUUCUUCUUAGAGACUUCGGCACUGGAAGCAACAAAUGUUGAGAAUGCGUUCUCAACUGUGUUGACAGAGAUUUUCAACAUUGUGAAUAAGAAAAAUCUUGUCGCAGGCGAUGAUCAAGUUAAUGGCAAUCCUGCAUCUUUAUCUGGCAAGAAGAUUAUUAUUCCCGGUCCUGCACAAGUAAUCCCGGAAAAGAACAGGAUGUGCUGUAGAUCGUGAUUUUUUUCCCCUAGGAUUGAAAGUCUUGAUCUAUCAUCCUACGCUCAGUGACGUGAUUCUUUUAAUUAUGUGUUAUAUUUUGGUUGUAGAGAAGAAAUGGUUGUGACUUCAGUGGGGGAGAAAACCAAAUAGCAGAGUGGCAGAUUUGAUUUUGUGAUCAUCUAUUCGUUUCUUUAUUUUUCAUCUCUCUUUAAACGGUACUUUAUUGGACCGUCUUCUGGUCCCUCCUGUAAUAUGAAUAUUUUUUGCAUGGUGACCUUUCCAUUUUGUGUGGCCGAAAAGUCA